Messenger RNA from Vitrella brassicaformis, 5888 nucleotides. The record is from the annotation of a GenBank genome assembly. Lineage: Eukaryota; Vitrellaceae.
GCCUCUACACGCUCGUUGUCCAUCUGUCUGUCUGUCUAGCUAGCUAGUGCAUGAGCUCGUCCUCAUCCGGCUGCUGCUCUCCAUACUCGAACCCACCAUCACCAUCCUGCUCGCCAUCCUCCCCCGGUCCUCCGUCCAUCCAGCGGUCGUCGUCCAUCCCCAUCCCCAUACCCAUGUCGUCGUCAUCGGGCGGCGGGGGCGGCAUGUCCUCCUCCAGGUCCUCGUCGAUGUCCUCACGGCGCUUCUCGAUGGUGCGAGUGUCCUGAUUGAAUGAACGGGUGGAUGUGCGUAUGAGGGGUGGGGGGAGGGGUGGGAGUAGGGGGCUUACGGGUUUGUAGAUGAAGGUGCGAGUGAACAUGGUGCUCUUGAUGUACUCGUCCAGGUGACGGUCGUCGAGGUCGUGCUCCUCACACGCCUGAUGCAUGUGCACACAACACACACACAAUGGGGGCGUGUGAAUGGAUGGGGUGUGUGUGUUCGGGUGCAUGGUGUGCGUGCCUUUUUGAGUUCGUCGAUGUGCACAGCCGUGAUUUCCGGUUCGGCGCCGUCCCUGGCCAGGAUCUGGUUCCAGCGGUCCUUCUUGCUGCACACACAGAGAAAGAGAGAGGGGGGGAGGGGAAGGUCUUGCGUAUGUUGAGCGCAUCUUCCCUCCCUCUCUCUCUCUCUCCCUCUCUCCCUCUGUCUGUUUGGAUGGAUGUUGGAUGGGUGUUUGCUCACGUGUAUUGUUUCUCGAGCAGAUGUGCGACCAUCUUGAACCGGUCCUCCACCUUGCUGAUGUACCGGCCGAAGCUCUUGCGCAGACGCUCAGCUACCUGCAAAGACACACACACACACACACAGACAUGCAGACAUGCAGACAUGCGCUGGUGUAAGCUGUGCUGUGUGUGCGUACGGGCGAGAUUCAUUUCUGUGGGGACCGCACUACCUACCCCAUGUUUCUGGCACUGGAUGAACGACUCCAAUAUCAGCCCAAUCGCGCAAUCAAUGUCCAUCUCCCUGAUGGUUUCCCAUCCCCCCACACACGCACACACACAUGUGAUGUGCCGCAUAUCUCCUGGCUGCUGCGCGUGGCGUUCGUACGUGACGUUGUGUCUGAGGUGCAUCCGGGCGUUGGCCUCGGCGAUCCGGAUGAUGGACUCGCAGUGCCUCAGGGUCAGCGGCAUCCCGCCCGUCUCGCUCUCGGCUUGCCGCAGCUCGCUGUAGAAGAGCUUGAUCUUGUCGCGGGCAGACGAACGCAGCUUCGGCUUGACGUGAGUGCUGCACACACACACACGUCUCUCUGUGUGCUGAGAAGAGGGCGGGGAGGGGGGAGCGGGGAGGAUGACCUGACUGACCCACCGAGCGUAUGAGAUGAACUUUCUGAGGAACUCCUGGUCUUUGAAUGGGUUGGUGGGGUCGUCAUCCUGCUGCUGCAUCAUGUCCGCGAACAUGUUGUCCUGGUGGGGCGCCAUGGGCUUGGUGGGGUGGGCCUGCAUGUGGGAGGCGAUCACGAAGUCGGCCAGGCGCUCGUCGUCCACCACUGACACCUUUAUCCACACACACACACACACACACGGAGAGGGAGAGAGAGAGAGGUAUGUAUUUCUGUGUGUGGAGGAGAGGGUCAUGGGUGUGGUCAUCUGACCGACCUCGUCUUUGACCACUGCGAGGACGUCGAAGCGCGAGAGAAUGGGGUCCGUCAGGUCGACGUUCUCGGCAAACGUCAAGCUACUGUUGUACCGACCUGCACCACCCAUCGUUCACACAGAACAAACUCUCUCUCUCUCUCUCUGUGUCUGUGUCUGUGUCUGUGUCUGUGUGUGUGUGUGUGCGACAGGGAUUGUUGUGUCUCAUUUGGCGUGCGUGCGCACCGCCUAUAGGGUUUGCGGCAGCGAUGACGGCGCAUCUGGCCUGGAGUGAGGCCUGGAUGCCCGCCUUUGAGAUGGAGAUGGUCUGCUGCUCCAUGGCCUCGUGGAUGGAAGUGCGGUCCUGCGGAGACAUCUUGUCGAACUCAUCUAUCAGACAGAUACCUGUGGACACACACGCGCACAUAGAGGCCUGUGUGGCGCAUGCAAUGGUCUCUCACAUGCCCUCUGUCUCCCCUGUCUGUGUGUCAGUGUGUGUGGGGUCUCUCUCUUUCCUUUGUCGGCCAACACGAGGGCGCCUGCGUCGAGACCCCACUCGCCGCUCAUCGGAUCACUGCACUCGGCACAGACACCCACCCACACCACACCCAUGUGCUGAUGUGUGAAUGGCUUAUGUGGCGGGCGAGCAUACUGACUGACGCUCAUACCGUCUCACCGACGCCGUCAGACCCACAGCAGAGGCGCCCUUGCCUGCAUGGCAUGUAAUCGACACACAUCACAGAGAAGGAGAGAGAAGAGAGGGGCUCGUAUGUAUGUGUUUUGGAGUGGCUGAGUGUGUCGAUCUGAUCUGCACAUACAUACCGGUGGCGUAGACUACCCGCGCGAAUGUCUUCUCUACGUACUUCAAGCACUGAGACUUGCCCGUCCCAGGAUCGCCUGCAAAGACACACACAGCACAUAGAGAUUCGUCCGUUUUUCUCUUCCCCCCGGAUGGGCAUAGACGCUGGCUGACCGACCGAGUAUGAGCACGUUGAUGUCGCCCCUGGUGCGAUGGUGCGCCCCGCUAGACUUGGGCACGCCCCCAAACAUCGAAUACCUACACGCACGCACACACACACACACACGGGGAAGGGCAAGGGUGCCGGUGGCUCUCUCGUGUGUCGGCGGGCUGUCGUGUCGGCUUACGUGAGGGCCUUUUUGAUGUGUGGGUGUCCGUAGAUGGAAGGCGCGAUGGCCGAGAACAGCCGGUUGCGGAACUUGGGGUGCUUGGCUGCAGCCUGACGCACUCACACCACACCACACACACACACACACAUGAUGUGUCUCUCUCUGUCUGUGUGUCGACGGAUGGAUGGAUGGAUGCGCCUACGCGGUAUUGCUGGACUAGGGCAGGGCUGGUCUCGCCCACAAACCUCUCCUCCUGACAAGUGCGAGCGAAGUGGGAGAGGGUGGAGAGGGAGGGGAUGUGUGUGUGGCUCAGCCCGCUGAUUCACGGGCAAACCGUACCUCAGUGACGAUGUUGUUGACCUCUAUGUGCGCCCCCAGCAGCGGGAAUCCGUGGCGCGUGUUCAACUCCUUGUCAGGCCUGAAUUCGGCCCACACCAGACAGACAGGCACAUUGUAUAUCCACCCCCCGGAAUGUAUGGAUGUGCGUGUGUGUGUGUUGAGCUUAUGCACAUGGACGUGUAGAUGCCGGUGACCAUGACGUGGUCGCCGGGCUUGACGGUGUCGAUGAGGUCGCCCAGCAGGAUGGCCUCCUUCGUGUAGGGGGCCCGACCCGCACGCACAUUCGCCGGACGCUCCUGCACCCCACACACACACAUACACACACACAUGAGCGCAUCUGCCCCUCCCUCUCGGUGUGGACGUGCGUCUGUGCCUGUAUGGUGAGUCGUUGGAAGCUGUUGUAGACGGUCUUCUCCUGGUGCAGAAUGUGGCCCGUCUUCUUCUGGCAUAUCGCACACGCACCUGCACACACCAAGCAACACCUAUCGGUGGGGGGAGGUGGGUGAUGGUGGGGUGGGGUGGGGUUUAUGCGCCUGCCUGGUUUGAGGUCUUUGUCUUGUUUGUCGUCGCGCGACUCGUAGGGCCCCAGGAUGCCGUCACACUGGGGGUACCUGCCGCAACGGUAAUACACCACCUUCAGACGCGGGUAAGGCGCUGCACACACACACACACACACACAUAUAUGCCAUCCAUCCAUCCACAUGAGCAUUUCUCUGUCAUGUCAUGUGUAUAUGACCUACCUGUGCGCCGUGUGACUACAGCGGGCACGUUGACCAUGCUGCCCAUGUUGCGCGUUGCGAUGCCCGCCAGCUGAUCGAAAUCCUCCAGGUAACGCUUGAAACGAACCGUCACCUACAAAGCACACACACACAGGUGGCCACAUGGAGGGUGUGGUGGGUGUGGCGAAGGGCUGACCGUGGCUGCGCGGGGUACGUGUGGUCCAUACAUGUCGGGGUAGCUCUUGGCUGCGAAUCGGCGCAUCGCCGCGUUGAGCUCGGGCAACGUGUCGACGGGCCGCUCUGACACACACACACAUGUGGGGUGGGUGGGUGGGUCGAAAGGUGUGUGGGUCAACACGCACUCACCCUGGAUCCAUCGCGCCAGGUUGGGUGAGACGUCGACGAUGUCGAUGUACUCGACAUAGAACGAAAACCGACCAGCUGACACACCACACACCACACACCACACACCCAUGGCAAUCUGGCCGUCCGUGUGCUGCACCGACCGACAGACCUUCGGACUGUUUGUCGACCUCCUCCUUGUACUUGGUUGUGCGGCCGUCGGGUGCCUUGAAUGUCUUGAGGAAUCUCUUGAAGAUGGUCUGGAUGUGCGGCCGCCUCUCGUCCAUCUCGCUGUCAGGCACCUCCCAGGGAUCGGCGUCUAUGUCAGCACCCUACACAUCACACACACACACACCCACAACACACCAAUCACACUGAGAGAGAGAGGGAGAAUGAGUGGGUCUCAUUUCCCACCAGGUCGGGGUCGUCAUCCGAUUCCUCGUCCAUGCCCUCAUACCCCUCCCCCUCCCCCGCCCCCUCAUCCCGCUCUCUCCGACGCCCGGCACGCUGGCGGCGGUUCUUGUAGAAGGGAUUCUGGUCAUCUGGAGAAUGACCAAACCCAUCACCACAAAGCACGACCCCUCUCUGUGUGGGUGUGUGAGGGUAUGUAUGUGUGUACCAUCCUCCUCCUGCGACCAUUCGGGCAGGCCGCUUUCGUGCUGCGCGCCCCCCUCGCGGCGGUCUCGCUCGUCGAGGAACUGCUCGGCCCGUGCCCGUGCCGCACGGUUGACGCGGAUGUCACGCUCGUCAUCGAUGUACUCGUCGUCGUACUGAUCCAACUCGGGAUUGUUGUUGCCACGGUCCAAAUCACUGCAUACAUGUACAUUGAGGGCAGGGGGGGGGGGCGUGGUGUGGUGUGGUGUGGUGUGUGUGUUGGGGGGAAGGGGUGGUCUGUUUGCGUACCGCUGCCCGGCUACGAAUCCCUCCCGGUCGUCCAUGAGGUCCUCGUCGUUGCGGCCCUCCUCUUCCUCGCCUGGACCGGGGGGCAGCUCAACUCUCUCGCCGAGGAACACCUGUAUACACACAGGCACAGAAGACCAUUCUCCCUGCCCUCCCUCCGUGCCCUCCCUCCCUCCCUCCCUCAUUGUCUGUGCGUCUGAUUUGCCCGCGCGCGUACAUCCACGUCGUCUCGCACCCUGGCCUCGCCCGCCCCGCCAGCAGCACCUUCCUCCUCCCCUCGCUCCUCCUCCUCUUCCUCCUCAUCUUCUUCUUCUCCUUCAUCCUCCAGGGGCGUUUCCGGCUGGUCGCCAUCGGCAUCGUCAUCCUGCUGCUGCCCGCGGUGGGCGGCGUCGGCAUCUUGGUCGAUGUCGUUGACGUUGCCGUCCCACUCGCCGUUCAUCUCAUCGUCAGGAUGUGGGUCCUGGGCGGAUACAUGGAUGGACACACACACACGGAACGCAGGGAUGGUGGAUGGUGAUGGAUGGUGCGGUCAUGUGUAGGGUGGUCGCGGUGAGGCGGAUAUGGAUGGAUAUCUUUGCUCGUUCUCACCAUUUUUGCGAUUUGGCUAUUUGGCGCUUAUGGCGAGGGCGGCCCGGCUCGUUCGGCCCGGAUGUUUGAGAGUGGUGGUGGUUUCGUGGCAGAUUUAUGGCAGAUCUCCCUCGUGUGCGUUGUGUGGGUGCAGAUCUUGCUGUGGAUGCAGAUGGGUCUAUUUCGCGAGCAGCAGCCGCUCCCCACCGACAUCGGUACACACCGAACCGACACGCAAUCAUGCCCCAGCUGGAUCAUGGAAAGAGCGCUGGCGAGAGAUGCUCCUCGG